This is a messenger RNA of Lotus japonicus, 579 nucleotides long. RefSeq lists its product as uncharacterized. The record is from RefSeq and is a predicted model, not a curated record. The transcript is spliced from 4 exons. NCBI's taxonomy places the organism in Eukaryota, Viridiplantae, Streptophyta, Magnoliopsida, Fabales, Fabaceae. Bases 1 to 579 code for a protein of 192 amino acids.
AUGGCAAUCUAUCAUCUCGCCACCAUCGAUGCCUCCAAGAAGAACUGGACUGUUUUUGCAAAAGUGAACCGUUUAUGGCUAAGUCCGAGCUUAUAUGGUUCAAAGCUUCCCUUUUUCAUGGCAAUGGUUCUUAUGGAUGACAAGAUUUCGUUCUUUGGUGUUGGUGAAAGCGGUUGUGAUUUCCGUCCAACCUCGCAUCCAUUCAAGAUCAACUUUGAUAUACAUAUUUAUGUACGAUUGGUUCCUAACAAGGCUAUCAACUUAAGCCCUUACUAUUUUGUGCCACUUUCUGACAUAAUGUUUAAGGACCUUGAUGUGAUUGGAAUACUCACCGGAGCAAAUGGUGAACCAGAGUUUGAGAAAGAUGUUACAAAGCAGAAAAGAAUUACUAUUGAACUUGACCAAGAUGGGCUUCGGGUUGAAUGUGCCUUUUUUGGAAAAUAUGUUGCUGAAGUUGUUGGUUAUCUUGCAUCUGUUGAUGCAAACAAUGUUGUUGUUGUUGUGCAAUGUGCCAGGAUAAAGCCUUUUAAAGGUAUUUAUAAAUUUGAUAUGGUGUCGAAUAAUUAUAAUUUAGGCUAA